CCUGCAGGUCUCUGUCGAGCCACAGACACAGGUCUCUGAUCCACAGGAGGGGGUGUGCUCAAGUUGUGAAGAACAAGGCCGACUUUAAGAGAUACCAAGUGAAAUUUAGAAGACGACGGAGGGUAAAACGGAUUACUACGCCUGGAAACGCUUGGUGAUACAGGAUAAAAAUAAAUACAGCACACCCAAAUACAGGAUGAUAGUUCGUGUAACAAACAGAGCUAUCAUUUGUCAGAUCGCUUUUGCCUGUAUUGAGGGGGAUAUGAUAGUCUGCGCAGCAUAUGCACACGAACUGCCAAACUGCAGUGUGAAGGUUGGCCUGACAAAUGACGCUGCAGCGUCUUGUCCUGGCCUGCUGCUGGCCCGCCGGCUUCUCAUGGACAAGAUCUAUGAAGGCCAAGUGGAGGUGACUGGCGAUGGAUACAAUGUGGAAAGCAUUGAUGGUCGGCCAGGUGCCUUUACCUGCUAUUUGGAUGCAGGCCUUGGCAGAACUACCACUGGCAAUAAAGCUUUUGGCGCCCUGAAGGGAGCUGUGGAUGGAGGCUUGUCUAUCGCUCACAAUACCAAACGAUUCCCUGGUUAUGAUUCUGAAAACAAGGAAGUUAAUGCUGAAGUACACCGGAAGUACAUCAGGGGCUAGAAUGUCGCAGAUUACA
Molecule: messenger RNA, 656 nt
Organism: Chlorocebus sabaeus (green monkey)
Lineage: Eukaryota; Metazoa; Chordata; Mammalia; Primates; Cercopithecidae
Source: RefSeq, a predicted model, not a curated record